AUGAUUAGAACCGUGAAGCCUAAGAACGCCAGAGCCAAGAGAGCUCUGGUAAAGAGAGAAGCCAAGUUGGUAGAGAAUGUCAAGCAGGCGCUUUUCGUUCCAGGCCAAACUUGCAAUAAGAACCUGCAUGAUAUCAUGGUAGAUUUGAGUGCCUUGAAGAAGCCAGAUAUGAAGAGAUUCACCCGUAAGAAUGAUGUUCAUCCAUUUGAAGACAUGACGCCGUUGGAGUUUUUCAGUGAAAAGAAUGACUGUUCAUUGAUGGUUUUGAUGACAAGUUCCAAAAAACGUAAGAACAAUAUGACAUUUGUACGUAUGUUCGGCUACAAAGUAUACGACAUGAUUGAAUUGAUGGUCGUAGAUAACUUCAAGUUGCUCUCUGAUUUCAAGAAGUUGACAUAUACUGUAGGGUUAAAGCCAAUGUUUACAUUCCAAGGUGCUGCAUUUGAUACACAUCCCGUUUAUAAGCAGGUUAAAUCUUUGUUUAUGGAUUUCUUUAGAGGCGAAACUACUGACUUGCAAGAUGUUGCGGGUUUACAACAUGUCAUUUCCAUGACCAUUCAAGGUGACUUCCAAGACGGUGAGCCAUUACCAAACGUUCUAUUCCGUGUUUACAAAUUAAAAAGUUAUAAGAGCGACCAAGGUGGUAAGAGAUUGCCACGUAUUGAAUUGGUGGAGAUUGGACCUCGUUUGGACUUCAAAAUCGGCAGAAUCCAUACUCCAACUCAAGACAUGGUCAUUGAAGCUCACAAGAAAGCUAGACAAUUAGAGAUGAGAGCCAAGAAGAACGUGGACAUGGAUAUCAUGGGUGACAAGCUGGGUAGAAUCCACAUGGGUAAACAAGACUUGGGUCAACUACAAACAAGGAAGAUGAAGGGUUUAAAACCCAAAUUCGACCAAAGCGCAAAAGCAGAAGAACGCGACGGCGAUGUGGACGAGGACUACGAAGAUGAAGCGUCGUAUUCCGAGGAGGGACAAGAAUACGAAGAGGAAUUCGUCAGUGCCACCGACAUUGAACCAUCUACUAAAAGACAGAAGAAAUAG
Molecule: messenger RNA, 1041 nt
Organism: Saccharomyces eubayanus
Lineage: Eukaryota; Fungi; Ascomycota; Saccharomycetes; Saccharomycetales; Saccharomycetaceae
Gene: RPF2
Product: rRNA-binding ribosome biosynthesis protein RPF2
Exons: 1
Coding region: 1-1041 (346 amino acids)
Biological process (GO): maturation of LSU-rRNA from tricistronic rRNA transcript (SSU-rRNA, 5.8S rRNA, LSU-rRNA); ribosomal large subunit assembly
Cellular component (GO): nucleolus
Molecular function (GO): rRNA binding
Source: RefSeq, a predicted model, not a curated record